Limulus polyphemus (Atlantic horseshoe crab) is the source of this 11264-nucleotide messenger RNA. RefSeq lists its product as uncharacterized. The record is from RefSeq and is a predicted model, not a curated record. The coding region runs from base 231 to 11264 and encodes 3677 amino acids. Lineage: Eukaryota; Metazoa; Arthropoda; Merostomata; Xiphosura; Limulidae. The transcript has 67 exons.
UAUCAACAUGGAGUCUUGGCGAAUGUUAUCACAGAGAAUAUUGAGAGAUGCUGGUGAUCCAAAGGAAAACCUUUCCAAGUCUCUGUAAUUUACAUUUUUUCACAAAAGGGAACUGCUAUUAGAGGGGAAGAAUCUCGGCUCCCAAACCAGGGGGCAUCGCUACAGACCCAAGUACACCAGGUGUCGAUAAAGCUAACAGCUCAGUAACCCAGUUGACGAGGGUGGACGCCAUGGGACAGCUGCGUUUACUCCUACAGAAACACUUUGUACUUCAAACCCGUCAACCGGUAAUAUUGGCUCUGCAGUUGUUUUGGCCUGUGGCUAUCUUUCUAAUUGUACUGGUAAUUCGACAUGCUGUUCCUCCAGUUGAUCAAACCACGUGUUACUACAAUGCUCGUGCCUUACCUAGUGCUGGUCCCCUUCCGUUUCUUCAGUCACUUAUUUGCAAUGUUGACAAUGACUGCCUUAAUCACUCGUCUUAUGAAGAGAUUCCAAGCUACCCACAAGCGAGGGUUGAAGAACUAGUAGAAGAAGUAGGACCUCUUUUGACAAAUGAAAAUAUAACCAGACUGAUUAAAGAGUUACCGAAAGGUGUUGGUCUGAUGAGAGCAGUGGUAGAUACUGUAAACCAACCACAAGUACAAGAAAUCUUGAAUAAUGGUGUACAAAUUCAAAGUUUGCUCAAGAAUCCUCAAAGAAUGAAAGAAGUCCUAGUGAAAGAACUGAAAUUACUGUCCCCAGAAGCAGCUGAUGGUCUUCUCACUUCAUACAUCAAUAUACCAAGGGUUCUACACUUGUUAGGUUCAGCUAACACAGUGACAGACAUUAUGUGCUCCACUGAUCAGCUUGGUCAGUACCUUCAAGUUGAUAAAUUGUCGAGUUUGGAGCAAAUUUCACAAGUUCUUUGCAACAUAAAAGGAGAGAAUGCUACAGAUCUUUUACAGAAAUUUCAGAGUGAAUUGGAUGGCAGUCAUAUUGUUGGGAUGCUUUCUCGAUUGAUGACUGAAUUUGGACGUCCAGAUCUUGGGAACAUCUUAGAUGGCAUUUCAAAGAUGGUGAACACAAUUACUAAUCUUCGUAGUUUACCUAUAAGCAACUCUGGAUUUUCUCAGCUUUCCCAUUUGCUUCCUCAUGUGAAAGUUAUCAUUGAUUCUAUACAGAAUGGAAGCGUGGAUGUGAAUCUAUUUUUGAAGAUUGCAGAAGACUUAGAACCUAUUUUUGGGGAGUAUGGAAAAAACUUUACAAUUAUUGUGGAGUAUUUAAACUCACUUUUGACAUGGGUUGAUGGAGAACUUGGACAUCUACCUGCUCGUGAAAAGACAUUUGAAGAUAUAUUGAGUGACAAGGAUUUUAUUUAUGAUACUCUGGCAGAAAUAUUUCCCCAAACAGUUGUUAUGGUAAUGAUGAGGACUGUGCUUAAGCCUCAGGAGUCUAAAAUAUUUCAACAACUUCAAACCCCACAAGAUGUGUAUAAUUCUGUCUGCAAUAGUCCUGGCAUUGCUUCAAUGAUGAUGAUCCAGGAUAAAGAUUCUGACAUGGUCAAAUAUUGGCAGAAGAUUCAGACCAGGAUUUGCAGGUUUACAAGUGAAGAAGAUAUUAUAAGAGUAGCAAAACUAUUCUUAGUAAAGGAAAAAUAUUUUGAUAAGGGAAAAGUGACCCUUGCAGACUUAAUCAACAACACAGCUUCAAUUAUUACUAAAGUGGAGUCACUGACUUCUUUGUUUUCUUCAUGGCCACCUAAAUAUGCUUCACUCAUGAAGGAAAUUGGUGGUUUACUAGGAUCAUUCUACAAUAAGGAAAAUACAAAUUUUGAUUUUGAAAGACUUGCUAAAAGUAUUGAAAAGCUAACUGACAUGAUGAAAGAUACCGAGUAUUGGCCUCACCUGGAAUCUUCAGCAGCAACUGUAUACAAAGUUUUAAAUACUUCUUUGGAUCUGGUAAAAUCUGAACUUCUUUAUGGGUUAAAAGAAAGUAAUCUGUUCUGGCCACAUGUACUUGAAAUGUUUCUGUUGACCACUGCUAAGGAAGAAAAGCUUGAAAAGUUGCUUGUACCAUCGAAUUGGCCUGACUUGGUGUGUAAAGAAACAAUGUUUGAAUCUACAUUUGUAAUUCCUAAGGAUGUUGUUGCUAGGAAUCUGCAGAUAUAUUCUUGUCAGUUGUUAAAAAGCUAUUAUGAUAUGCUACUACAGAACUCCCAGAACAAUACAAUGGAUCCUACAGAGAAUUUGGAUUGGGGUUUACUUGUGAGGAAAACUGGAAAAAUUGCUCAUACAUUCCACAACAAACAAGUUAAUAUGCAUUAUGACUGGGAAAGACUUGAUAAAGCUUAUGUUUAUUUCAUGAGAACAUUUUGGAUGAAAAAAACAUUGAAUGAAAGAAUAACACUUGUUACAAGCAUACUCCAGACCAUUAUGGAGUACUUCGAAAACAGAGAUUUUUUGUACAGGAAUGACAUAUUAGCACUGGUGUUCUCUGCAGAUCAGAUUAUUCAGUUGCUUAACCAACAGCUCCAGAAAAUCAUAGAAUCAAAUUCAAUACAAGUUUCUUAUCUGACUUUGGACUUGCAUACAUUGACCAACUUGUUCCAACAGAUUGUUGCCAAUCUUCCAGAGAUUAUUGAAACUGGAGUUCAUAUUCUUUACAGUGAUCUGGAAAAGAUAAUGAAACGUGUGAUUCAACUUGACAGCAACAUCACCAGAAGUCCUUGUGAUGGUUUUAGUUUCUCUGAUCUGCUAGAUAUUUCACCGACAUCACAACUUAGAACAUUGGAGCAAACUGUUUGCCAAGAUAAAGCAUUUUUGAUCCAAGAGAUCCUGAGCCAACACACCAUAGGACUUAUUAUGGGAACAGUAAGGAAUGCCCACCAAGGUGGAAAAGUCAACCUUAGCUGGAUUGAUCUAGGAGACCACUUAUCUCAGCUGUUAGAUAAUCUUCACAAUGUGAGUCUGUUUGAAGGAAAACUUUUUCCUGAAAUUCCACAGUUUUCCCAAGAGAAAAUUGACAGUGCUGUUCACCGUGGACUAGAUUUAUGGACCUCAAAUAAUAAUUUGGGAAGAGCAAGGCAGAUACUACAACUAAUUGAUGUAGCAAGCCUUUUGAUUAACAGUCCAUAUGAAAAGAAUUUUCCAUUAUCAAGGGUAAACUUUUUGUCACCAAGAACUAGUCUAGACGUAUUUGCUAUUGGAAAGUUCUUAACUUGGAUGGUGUCUGAGGGGACUAAAACAGUUGCAGAAAUUAUUGAUUUGCCAAAAGAUUUAGGAAGGAAUGGUGAUCAAUUAAAAAAAUCCAGUUUAGUAUUGCAAUCCAUUGGCCUAAUGGGUCAAAUUCCUAUGAUUCUUCAGGAUCUAGUUCUUUGGAUCACAACACCAACUUCAAUAUCUGCUGUCACAUCUUUAGUUCAAGAAAGUAAGCUGGACUCCAUUUGCCAAGAUUCCGCUAUGUUAGACAGACUAUUUACAACUGACCAAAAUGGAUACAGUGCACUUUCAAGUUUUGUUAGAUUCAUGUGUGCACUAAGAAAUAAUGUGGAAAAUGUAUCUACCAAUGAGAGUGCCCAAGGUGGUUGGGGAAUAAAGGGAUUUGUAGACCGUGUGAAUGCCACUUUGCAUACUGCUGUGUUAAACGACUUGAAUCCUCGGAUGGUAGACACGUUUGACAACAUGCAGCAGUUAUCAGGAAGAAUAAGAAAGUUAGAUGAGUGGGUUGAGACUCAGCUAGGAACUCUGAGUAAUCAUACAGCAUGGACAGACAUGAAAAGUAAAAUAACCAAUCAUAUGACCACUGUGGUAUCUCACAGCUUUACAUAUGUACUCCCACUUUUUGUACCUGGCUUUGACAAAAUUGUGGCAUCGUCUAGUCCAGAUGUCGGAGAUGGCCUUGGUAUAGCAGCUUAUGUUUUUAGUAAACUUAAAAACAUGACAUAUAGUAUCAAAGGCCCAGCAAUCUCUUUGAAAGCCUUUCUUCAAGAUAUGCCUGAGUUAAUACCCCUAGGAGAGUGGGCAGAUAAGCAUUUAGUUAAUCUUGUGGAAGCACUGUUGUAUACUUCAGAAACAGAUAAUUUGAAGUUUUCAAGAUUGUUGCAGUCAAAAAAUAUUUGGGAAACUUGGUGCUCCAAACCUUUGCUUGAACUCUUGGUUCUUCCACCAGAGGGAGCAGAUGAGACAGAACUUGAAGAAGCUCGUAGAGGCCUGUGUUCCAUUGACUGGACGAAAAUAUUAUUAAAGUGGAAGGCUGAAGCAGUAAAUUAUACUGGAAGUCCUCAUGUUUCACUGCAGUCACUUACCUUAAAUCUUGGAGGAUUUUUGGACCAAAUCAAAACCAUGACAGUUGACUCAUCACAUACUUGGCAUCCACAGACUGGCCCAUUAGGGGUCCAAGUCUGGAUGAAAAUGAUGGAAAGGCUUGAAGUUCAGAUAAACCAGUCAAGAUUUGCAGAAGCCAGUGAUGCAAAUGAAAAAAUUAACAAUAUAUUGUAUCAAAGUCUGCAAAGGUUUUAUAUAGCAGCAGGAAACAACAGUUGGAUCAUCAAUUUAAUCAAUGAUGUUCUUCAAAUGACAACCUGUGGUUUGAAAUAUGUUGAAGCAACUAAAAACUGGAAGAGUUUGUAUAGUUUUUAUGAAGAAAAACCUGAUGUAUUGGCUAUUCUUGAUCUUCUGAACAGAAGUGUUGAUGUCUUUGACAUAAUAUUGCAGACAAUUGUAGAACCUGUCAAGCUUACAGCCAUUAGUAAUGACUUUUUGGAGCCUUUCAUGGGGAAGACACGUUUUUGCGCAUUAAACUCUAGUAAUUGGCAGCAGUAUUUUGAAACAGCAAGAACUCCAGAAGCAUUUCAAGUCUUUGAAACACUUCAAAGGGUUGUGUGCCAAGUAAAUUUUACAGCUGCAAUUGUAGAACUAAACCUAGUAUCAAAGUGUUUUCCAUAUCAGGAAGAUCAAUUCACAGAGAUUGUUUCCAGUCUGAACAGUACAGUGUUGAAUGCAAGCCUGUUUGAGAACACCAUUAGAAAUUUGGUUAAAGCAGUUUCUGAGUUUGUUAACAAAAGUAGCAACUAUGAAGAUAAUUGGUCAACUGCAGCCUGGCUAGAUCCUAGGCACUGGGAGUCUGUCUUCUCAAAAUUUACUAGCACAAUUCAAGAGGACGUACCUGGGUUUUUGACCACAAGGUUAACAAAGUGGAUAGCAGUUGAAGGAAGAACCUUGGAGACAAUUACAAAACCACAGCCAGAAUAUCAGGUGCUUUAUAAAGUGAUAGAGUACAUCUAUCAAAAACUUUCCAGUAUGAACAAAGUAGUUGGUUUCAUACAUCCAGAAGAUCUUUUUCCUGAAAUGCCAGCAGUACAGGAUUUUCUAAGCCGUUUGUUUCCUAUACUUCCAGAAGCUAUAGAAACAUUUGCUUGGAUGCCAUUUGUUCAAGCUAAGGUAAGACCACUGCUACAUUCAAGUAACUUGACUAAUGUUCAAGAGAUACUUUGUGAAGGGCCGAUCCAGGAAUACCUUUAUAAUCCUCGACUCUCGCAAGAUGGGUGGUUAAAACUGCAAUCUCUUAUUUGUGAUUUGAACUACACAAGUAUAGCAGAAGAACUAAAAGAUCAGUUUUAUCCUAGAGGAGAGAAUGUUGACUGGGAUGAGUUUGCUACUAUAUUGUCUAAAUUAGCAGUUGAAGUGCAGAAGCUGUUAAAUAAUCCAAAAGUAAUAAUGGACCCACGAACUCGCUGGUUGGAUCCUACAGUAUGGUUGGGCAUUUACUACAACAUGUCAAAGACAUCUGCUAACCCUGCUGUCAUAACAUACACUGCUGUUAGUGCCAUCACCACAGUUUUUUUUUCAGAUAUUUUGUAUGAUCAUAGAAUAUGCUUGAAACAAUUAAAUACUACACCAACUGAAGAUUUCUUAUGUGACCUGAGGAAGGAGCAAUUCAUCACAAAUAUUGUCACUUCAGGACAGAGAUUUGAAUCUCUAGUAUCUGAGGCUGCAGCUGGUAGAUCUGAUAUCUGGCCAGAACUCAUCAGUAAUUUAUUAGAUAUGAUGCAGGUGAAGUCACUUCUCAAGCUAUACCCUGGAAUAAAAAAACAGACUUUUGACACCAUACAUCACAAAGUUAUUGAAAUUUUAGGGGAUGUUCAACACUCUGGUGACUGGGAGGGUACACUGAAACUAAUUCCAUUCAUUUUUGACUUCUUACAAGAUGAAAAUCACCAAGUUGGUCAUGUAGCACAACAGUUUCUUCAGUUGUUGCUGGCAAGAUUGGAAUACUUAAAAAUGAAUGGAACCACAAGGUUUUCUGUUAGAGAUGUUUUCCCAGAUUCCCCAGAAAUCCAGAAAGUUUUAAAAAUGAUCAUCUCUUUUCUUCCUGAAAUUAUAACAACAUAUGUGGGAUCAUAUUUUUCUGCUUAUGAGGAAUUGCUUCCUGAAGCAUUGAAAACUCACAACUUCAGUGUGACUACCAUCUGGACCCAUGUUUGUAGCCCUCCAAAUCCAGAUACACUCUUUCCUUUUGCUAAAUCACUAGAAGGAUGGCAUAAUUUUACCUCUAAUUUCUGUGCUAUAGAUUUUGACAGAUUUAAAAAAGAAAUGGAGAAAGUAGCCAAUGUCAAGAACUUCACACAACUGGCUAACAACACGGAACCAGUGGAGUGGUCAGAAUUAGGCAGCACCAUUAUCCAGCUUGUUGAUGUCAUCAGGUGGUUAGUUGAUAACCCAAAUCAUCUUGAAGAAACUCCUGGGUGGUUUACAGACUCUUACUGGACAAAUCAGCUGAAGAAGCUUCAACAGCUGUUUUAUCAUGAUUAUACUAUGAAUGCUUAUUUGUAUUUGCAUUACUUAUCUCCAUUCUGCAGAACUGAACUUGAAGAGCUCCAAAAAUGGCCUGUUGCUAAUCCUGUUGCAGUGAAGUCUUUCCUUUGUAGAAUGAGCAGUAAAAAUUAUGCUGUAAAUAUUGGAAAUAUGGUGAAAGAAAUGAUAGCUGUGUCAAAAGAGGUAGUGCCUUUAACUCAUUGGAAAGAGUUAUAUUAUCUCUUUCUUAAUGCCACAGAAAUAAAAGACCUAUUUGGAGCUGUACUUGGUACUCAGAAGCUUAGAAAUAUUGAAUUAUUUGAAAGAGCUCUCUUGCAACUCUUAGAAGAUCACACUGAUUCUGAAAGUUGGAAGGAAAAACAAGCAUGGGGAAGCCUUGUCAAGGUAUUGGAUUAUUUUUUGAUGGAUGUUUGGGACAAACCUGAUCUUAGAGCACUGGAGGUCAUGAUAUCAACAGUCAGUCAUCUUACAGAGGAAUUAGUAAAGUUAAACAUCACUGGUCAGAGUUUUGAUUUGGCAUCUGUAGUUUCAGAGACCAAAAAGAUACAGCUUCUACUUGAGCUUAUCUAUAAAACAUCUCCAUCUGUGUUACAAUCAUUUUGGACUUUGUUAAAAAAUCCCCAAAAAGUCCAAGUGAUUACAAACUUGUCAGCUGAAGAGUGGAGGGAGAUUUUGUGUGAUGAAAACAAAUUCCAAAGAAAGUUUUCUGUGAGUAAGGACAUUGCUAUUAAAACAACUGAAUUAGCAUGCAAUAUCAGCAUUGAAGACCUAUGGACAGAAAUUAUAGAGAAGUUUGGUGUUGAAGAACUUGAGACUGAGUUGAAAAAGAUCCUUGAGAGUGAACACCCCUCACCAGGAAGGUUGUACUUCACCAGUCUGUAUCAGCAAUUAAUCACUCUUGUAGACACUUUCAAAAACCAGAUUAAAUUAGAUGAAAUUACAUAUCAUGGUGAAAAACUAUCGGAGAAGUUUGACCCAGAUGCAUGGCAGAAGGCUUUAAAAAACAUGACAUCAUUUCAACAUAUGAAAGCAAAGCAACAGAUAGACUUGGCAUUAAACCAUUUAACAGCUGUACUGGAAAAUUUCCAAGAUGUUUUCAAAAGAACAGAGGAUGGCAGAAAAGCCUUGCAUUAUGUCUCAUAUAUAAACCAAUAUACUUUACCAUCUAUUAUCAAAAACAUGGAGAACAUGAAAAAAAAAAAAAUAAGUCUUGGAAACCUUUUUAAAAAUGCCACACAUCUUCGUCAUAUCCUAGAAACUACUCUUACUGUUCGUCCGGAAAUAGUAGAAGCCUUGUUCAACUUGACAGUUCAACCCCAGAAAAUAGGAAGUUUACUAGAAAAGAUUCAGAAUGGAACCUCAGAUUUUUUCUGUUCUAAUGACUUUUUGGUGUGGAUGGCAUUAACUGUGAAAGCAAACAAUAGUCUGAAAGAGAUUCAAAAUUCUUUGUGUUCUGCAAAUAAGGAUAUUAUACUGAAAGAGCUGACGAGCCAGCUAGGGUUGGAUUUCUUUGGAACUGAGGGCUCACUGUAUUCUACUAAUGGCUCAGAGCUCAAUGUUGAUUGGAAAGGAUUGGUUAGAAAACUAGAAGAUCUAGCAGAAACGGCACGUGAUCUGGCAAGAAAACCACCUUCGAUUGAUAGUAAUAUCAAAACAUUCUAUAACCUAACCACCUGGGAAAUUAUAGCCAAGAAAUUUUUAGAACAACAAUCAUAUACUCUCACCAACAGUGUGAGUCUCUCUGUGAUGACUUUACUCCACAUUAUUGACAAAGCUACAUAUGGGCAACAUUUACCCAUUUCCAUGGGCCUGUUUCGUGAAGGGAUUGUUCUCAGUCAUUUUUGGGAACAAGUAUCUGAUGUUGGAGUAUAUGACCUUUUAACAAAUAAAUCCCUCCUGAAAGAGAGAAUGCAGGGCUUGAUGAACUAUGAAAACUUCUCUUCUUAUGAUAAUCACCAGUUUGUGAAACACAUUGUUGAGUAUUUUAAUCGUUAUCCUGACCACUUAAACAAAUCAUGCCAACGUGUGAAAAACUCCAAGUUUGACAGUUCCAAUAAAUAUUUUGUUAAAAACAUGUACAAGAUUUGUGACAGUCCUCUAGAAAUGUUGGAAAAAAAUCUGCUUGCUAUUUUGAAAAAAAAAGAAAUGUGGCCUUUCUUUGAAAAUGGUUUCUGGAGUUACAUUUUAGGAGGUUCAGACUUCGGCUUUGAAAUGAGACGUAUGUUCACUUUGGGAUAUGGAAGAGUUACAGCUCAAAUAAUUUCAUCAGUAAUUGAAUGGAUUAGAGAUGCUCCAACAUCAUUUCUACAAUUUAAAUGGGAUUACUGGAAACCAGUGUUGCAAAAUUUUUUGCCAAUUAUUCUGCGUGAAAUGGAAGCCAAUGUGUGUGAAGAUCUUCAGAUAAAUGGCACUGAAUUGAAAAUUGUUAAGAUACUAAGUUCUCUACUUAAGAAUGUUCCAGAACUUCAAACUCUGAUGUGUACAUUUCCUAAUUAUAACGUCACCAGUAUGUACAAAUGGAUCUCUCAACAAAUAGACUUGAAAGAUCUGAUACAAGAGGUUAAAGGAGUUAAGACAAAUAAUUAUGAGAGACCACAACAGUGUGUGUCACCAAUUGGCAUCUUUGCUGAAUUUACCGAAUUAGUACAAAAGUUUGUGGAGGAUGCUACAACAUCAAAUGAUCAAAUUAGAAACUGUGUAGCUGAUCUUGGCUCUUCAAAACUCUUAAAGAGUCUAGCAAAGUAUGGAGACUUCAUGACAAGUUUAUCUGUAUUAAUGACUGAAAUGAUGUCCAAAAACAAUUCAGCUGUCAGUACAGGUCAAUUUUUGGAUAUCUGGGAUACUAUUAAGGAGUUCUUGAAAUUUCAACUUCCAGUGUUUACAGAGGUUUCCACUUUUAUCAAGAAUCUUCCUGAACUUGAGAAACUUUUUGGUGCUGAACUUGGUAAUAGAAGCUCAGAAAUAGCAUUGGCAUUCAGCAAGUCUUUGAUUAAUUGGAGUCUGCUUGCAAAAUACAACUUUUCUUUGCCCACUAUCAAUAAAUUUGUUUGUAAAAGAGAAAAUCUAACUGGUAUUCUGGUGACUUACUCUGAAGCAAACGUUUCUUCUGAAGACAUAAGAAAAGCUUUGUGUGAGAAGGGAGCUCUAAAAUCUUUUUUGGAAGUUUUGGACAUUCCACAGAUCCUCAAAAAGUUGCCAGAAAUCCAAAAUAGGCAAACACUUGAUGCUGAUUGGCUUGAAAGAUUCACCAUUAACUCUCAAGCCAUAUUGAAGCACCUUUUGGAUCUUGCAGUAGUCGGUGGUAAAGCUGUUUCUGAUUUAACUUCAGGGUUGACUUUUGAUCUUUUGUCCUCAGUUGUGAGUUUAAUCAGAGAGGACACUGUAGAACAGCUGUUCAGCAGCCUUACACUUUUGGUGAAUGAUCUUCAACCUAUUUUAGAAGGCAGCCCAAUUUUGGAUGAUCUUAGGGCUAUAAUAGAGGGUCUUCAAGGUCUGAAGUCCUUACAGCAACAAAACCUAUUUGGAUUCCAUUAUAAAAUUUCAAAACUAUUCAAAAACCCAGAUAACGUGAAAGAAUUUUUGACAUCAAAUUUGGGGAUUAAUAACAAACUUAGUAGUGAGCUGAUGAAUGGAACACUGGAUCUGAGUUUGAUACUGUCUUCAAAAAAUUCAGAUCUAUCAAUUUUUGAUGUUUUAUGUGAUCCAAACAAGUUAGGGAAGGUAUUAACAGUUCAAGAUACAAGUGUGACAUUAGAGGCUAUCUCUACCUCUUUAUGCAGAGUGUCUGCUGAUAAAGCACUUAAGGCUAGUUCUACUCUUGUACGGGAGCUGGCAUUAAUGAAGCUGGUGAAAAAUUUUGGAGACUUGGGGAUAAAUGGAAUUUUAGCCAAAGCAGGAGUCACACUGGAAGAAGCUAAUGUUGCUAUGUCGACUUUAAACCAAGCACCUAAGUUAAUGCCGCAGAUUACUGGACAUCUUGCUCGGCUAACAUCUGUGAUUGAUGAACAAGUGAACAAAAACUUAAUGAAGUUGAACAUUAGUAAAGAAGGUGUGAAAUUGCUGGGAACUCCAGAGAUGUUGAAUACUGCUGGUGAGAUCCUGUGUGGCAACCCUCUCCGUACCCUGCAGGAUGAGUUUCAUUUGCUUCAUGUAGCAAAGAGAGAACCACAGCUCAGUGUUCAUGAAGUUGAAGAACUACCAAGUCAAUUUUGUAAAGAAGGUUAUGAACAGGUCAUGAGAAUGACAGGAGGUCCAAUUGUAUGGGGUUUCCUUAAGCCUAUCCUUAGAGGAAAAAUCUUGUAUGCCCCAAAAAAUGCUCAGACAUACGCUAUUAUGAAAAAGUUAAAUUCAAGCUUCGAGUCAAUUGCUGGAUUUAUGGAUACUCUUCAUGGAUGGGGUGAGGGAUCGAAUGGACUGAACUAUCUGUUACAGCGACGGGAUGUCGUGGACAAAAUGAAAGUAGGUAUUGGUUAA